AUGUUUGAACAAGCACAUUGUUUUGAAAGAUAUGUCAAGACUGUAGCUGAUGAAAACUCUAUAGUUUAUGGUGAAUAUCUCUCAAAGUUAGAUCCUGUUGAAAGUGAACAACAAUUACCCUAUGAAUUACAAUUAGAAAAGAAAUACUUUAAUGAUAUCAAUGUAGGAAACGAUGAACAGAGAAGAAGAUCAUAUCAAGAUGUAAUGAGAUCACCGAAUAAAGAUGAGAUACCGCUGUAUGUCGAACCACUGAUGAAUCUACAGAGUUUUGUUAAUGGUAUGAUCGAGUGGUUGAACGAUAAUCUAUCGAAUAUGACAAUGAGCAUCAACAGCAGUAGUGGUAGCAAGUCAUCAUCAUCAUCAUCCGCGAAUUCACAAGUUAAAUCAAUGUGUUGGCAUCCACAACAACGUAUUCUAGCGGUUUGUAAUCAACAUGACAUCAUAUCACUCUACUACUUCAACUCGAACCAACAACAACACCAACAACAACUAGAUAUCGACUACACCAUCUACCAACCCCUUACACUCUGGACAGAACACCAAACAAACGUUACCGAUAUUCAAUGGAAACCACACACCCCUUAUACUUUAGCUGUUGCAACAGAGAAUGGUAUCAUUCUUUGGGAAAUAGAUAUAAAUGAAUUGAAAACACCGAAUUCAGCUAGACAACAGAGUAAUAAUAAUAGUAGAACCAAUGCAACGGUGUUGUGUCAUCCUUAUUUUAAGCCGACAACAUUGAGUUGGUCGUCGAAUGGAUUAUAUUUAGCGAGUGGAUCGAAUCAGCUCUAUUCUAUCGUGUUGUGGGACGUCGCUAGUAGAGUACCGACAUUGCUGCCUCGUUACGGUGGUAACACUCUACUUUCAUACUCACCGAUCUCCAACGAAUUCCUGCUAUCGGCAAGUCGUGAAAACUUUAGAAUAUUCGAUACCUCCAAAUGGGACUAUAACAACAAACAAUGGAAUCAAAGUUUUAACUAUGUAUCAUGUGCAUGGACACCAGCAGGCGAUUAUCUAGCAAUAAGUUAUAAUGAUCAAAUCAACUUUAUUCAAUGUAAAAAUAAAGCAUUGGAAACAAGUGGUGAUUUAGUUUAUGUUGAAAAAACAACUACAUAUAAAGCUUAUCAAAAUAAUACAGAAGUUUAUGUUGGUGGACAUAUCAAAAAGAUUGCGAUUAGCCCAGAUGGAAACAGAUUAGCAGUCAUCUUUUUAAGGAAUAGAAGUAGUAAUGAUAACGAUACAUUGGUAGCUCUCUAUCGUCUGAAAACAACACCUAAUCUAUCAUUGACACCUAGAGGUUUCCUUAAAAAGCGUAAUCAACCAAUUCAAUCGAUUUCAUUCGUACCAAACUAUUCUAAAGGUUCAUUAUUAAGUGUUGUAAGUACAUUACUAUUAGAUAAUUGUAAUAACAAAUUUGUAUAA
This is a messenger RNA of Heterostelium album PN500, 1419 nucleotides long. RefSeq names its product WD40 repeat domain-containing protein. Gene Ontology annotation, molecular function: protein binding. Lineage: Eukaryota; Evosea; Eumycetozoa; Acytosteliales; Acytosteliaceae. Gene Ontology annotation, cellular component: nuclear pore. The record is from RefSeq and is a predicted model, not a curated record. The coding region runs from base 1 to 1419 and encodes 472 amino acids. The transcript is spliced from 6 exons. Gene Ontology annotation, biological process: nucleocytoplasmic transport.